AACAGGGGGAUCACCACCAGUCUCAGUGGACGCCACAGAAAAGGGUAUUCUUACGUCCGAUUUAGCUAACUUACUCAGUACUUCUGAAGAAAAAGACAAGGAACCUUUUCCUUCAGUACCAUUCACUACGAUCGGACCACCAGAGGAUGGCCAAACAGGGGGAUCACCACCAGUCUCAGGGGACUCAACAGAAAUGGGUAUCCAUACGUCUGAUUUAACUAGCUUACUCAGUACUUCUGAAGAAAAAGACACGGAACCUUAUCCUUCAGUACCAUUCACUACGAUCGAACCACCUGAGGAUGGCCAAACAGGGGGAUCACCACCAGUCUCAGAGGAUGCCACUGAAAAGGGUAUCCUUACGUCCGAUUUAGCUAACUUACUUAGUACUUCUGAAGAAAAAGACACGGAAACUUAUCCUUCAGUACCAUUCACUACGAUCGAACCACCUGAGGAUGGCCAAACAGGGGGAUCACCACCAGUCUCAGAGGAUGCCACUGAAAAGGGUAUCCUUACGUCCGAUUUAGCUAACUUAUUUAGUACUUCUGAAGAAAAAGACACGGAACCUUAUCCUUCAGUACCAUUCACUACGAUCGAACCACCAGAGGAUGGCCAAACAGGGGGAUCACCCACGGUCUCAGUGGACGCCACAGAAAGGGGAAUCCUUACGUUGGAUUUAACUCAUUUACUCAGUACCUCUGAAGAAAAACGUAGUAAACCUUAUCCUUCAGUACCAUUCACUACUAUUGAACCACAUGACGAUGUCCAAAUAGGGGGAUCUCCACCAGUCUCAGUGGGCGCCACAGAAAUGGGAAUCUUUACGUCCGAUUUAAAUUAUUUUCUCAGUACUUCUCAAGAAAAAAGUACGGAACCGGAUUAUUCAGAGCUACUAUUCACUACGAUCGAACCACCAGAGGAUGCCCAAAUAGAGGAAUCACCACCGGUCUCAGUGGACGCCACAGAAAGGGGAAUCCUUACGUCGGAUUUAACUCAUUUACUCAGUACCUCUGAAGAAAAACGUAGUGAACCUUAUCCUUCAGUACCAUUCACUACGAUGGAGCCUCGAGAGGAUGUCCAAUCUGGGGGAUCACCACCAGUCUCAGAGGAUGCCACAGAAAAGGGUAUUCUUACGUCCGAUUUAGCUAACUUACUCAGUACUCCUGAAGAAAAAGACACGGAACCUUAUCCUUCAGUUCUAUUCACUACGAUCGAACCACCUGAGGAUGGUCAAACAGGGGGAUCACCACCAGUCUCAGAGGAUGCCACAGAAAAGGGUAUUCUUACGUCCGAUUUAGCUAACUUACUCAGUACUCCUGAAGAAAAUGACACGGAACCUUAUCCUUCAGUACUAUUCACUACGAUGGAACCACCAGAGGAUGGCCAAACAGGGGGAUCACUACCAGACUCAGAGGAUUCCACAGAAAAGGGUAUUCUUACGUCCGAUUUAAUUAACUUACUCAGUACUCCUGAAGAAAAAGACACGGAACCUUAUCCUUCAGUACCAUUCACUACGAUCGAACCACCAGAGGAUGGUCAAACAGGGGGAUCACCACGAGUCUCAGAGGAUGCCACAGAAAAGGGUAUCCUUACGUCCGAUUUAGCUAACUUACUUAGUACUUCUGAAGAAAAAGACACGGAACCUUAUCCUUCAGUACCAUUCACUAGGAUCGAACCACCAGAGGAUGGCCAAACAGGGGGAUCACCACGAGUCUCAGAGGAUGCCACAGAAAAGGGUAUUCUUACAUCCGAUUUAGCUAACUUACUCAGUACUUCUGAAGAAAAAGACAAGGAACCUUAUCCUUCAGUACCAUUCACUACGAUCGAACCACCUGAGGAUGGUCAAACAGGGGGAUCACCACCAGUCUCAGAGGAUGCCACAGAAAAGGGUAUCCUUACGUCCGAUUUAGCUAACUUACUCAGUACUUCUGAAGAAAAAGACAAGGAACCUUAUCCUUCAGUACCAUUCACUACGAUCGAACCACCAGAGGAUGGUCAAACAGGGGGAUCACCACCAGUAUCAGUGGACGCCACAGACAAGGGUAUCCCUACGUCCGAUUUAAUUAACUUACUCAGUACUUCUGAAGAAAAAGACAAGGAACCUUAUCCUUCAGUACCAUUCACUACGAUCGAACCACCUGCGGAUGGUCAAACAGGGGUAUCACCACUAGUCUCAGAGGAUGCCACAGAAAAGGGUAUCCUUACGUCCGAUUUAGCUAACUUACUCAGUACUUCUGAAGAAAAAGACAAGGAACCUUAUCCUUCAGUACCAUUCACUACGAUCGAGCCACCAGGAGGUGGCCAGCCCGGUGGCCCACCACCAGGAGGUGGCCAGCCCGGUGGCCCACCACCAGGAGGUGGCCAGCCCGGUGGCCCACCACCAGGGAGUGGCCAGCCCGGUGGCCCACCACCAGGGGGAGGCCAGCCCGGUGGCCCACCACCAGGGGGAACACCACACCAAUAUUAUGCAACACCAAACAGAUAUAAAAUUAGGCCACCACUCAGGAUAUGCUAUGAUGUGAAAUAUAAACAUAAACCGCAAUGUCAAAAAAAACACAGAAGGUACAUGGUUCAUAAACGUUGCAGUAUCUUGUAAAAUGUUUGGUUAUGUUAGGGUAUCUAUUCUAAAUUGAUUUGCAAUUUUGCUUACAAUUACUUCAUGCUAAAAUGAAUUUUAAGUUAGAUGUUAAGUUUAAGGCAAAUCAUUAUCUCUAUUGUGAACAUAAAUGUUUGUCACACAAAAAUAUUUUCUUAUGUUUAUAUAGGAUAUAUGUACAUACAUAUGUAUGUCAUGGUUGUUUGUUUUGAACUCGAGCUGGUCCCACUGGUCACACCUAAACGCUUUCUCCGAUACCUUAACAGCACCUUGGCAGUGCCAUGAUGCAAUUAUAUGAGGUAGUCUCGUCGGCUGCCGAAUCGUUCGGUUUUUAGUCCCUUAACGUUCAGUGCGUGCUCGGUUGUUGAAGAGAAAGGUGGUGUGCCGACAAACUUUUUCGGAAGCCUUAACCCUUGUGCACAACAAUGACGUAUUGUAGUUUUUGCCGCAAGCACGUGCCAGGUGUGAAAUUUAUAAAGGCACCGAAAUGUGUAGUGAGAAGAGCAUUGUGGGAGAGAACUUUACGCUGCCGCCUUGGAGAGAACUCCAAAAUUUGCGAUACUCAUUUUAAUGCUUCGGAGUGGAAGUCAGCUCCAAAAAAAGGCCAAGUCUUUAAAAGAAGGCGCCUGAAUGAUGAUGCUGUUCCCCAAAGAGACCCAGAGCCUGAACCAAAAAUUGUAAAAUUAGGCUACGCCGAUUCGAGCACGCAAACAGAGGACAAAGUGAUAAAUCAUAACACUCUUAUAGAGAACGAAAGCCUACGAAAACAACUUCGACUUAUGGAGAAGGAGAUGCUUUCUUUACGCCAGCAGCUUGGAGAGUAUGAGGAAUUGGAAAAAUCUCUAAGAAACAUUUUCACCGAGACCCAAAUAAGUAUAUUGAAGAGUGGAGGGAAGAGAAUUUUAUUUAAUGCAACAGACAUGUCUGCUGCCAUCUGCCUCCAUACCGCGGGACCUGGUGCCUACAAUCAUCUGUAUAGAAAAGGAUUUCCUUUGCCGAGUCGGGCAACAUUAUAUAGAUGGUUGACAGAUGUGAAAAUAAAUGCCGGUACGCUUGAUGUAGUGAUAGACCUCAUGGAAAAUGAGGAAAUGUCCGAAGUGGAUAAGCUUUGCGUUUUGUCCUUCAAUGAAAUGAAGGUAGCUGCUGCUUUGGAGAAUAACAGCUCAGCGGAUGUUGUGUGUGAGCCGAGCAACUAUGUUCAAUUGGCCAUAGCUCGUGGCUUGAAAAAAUCUUGGAAGCAGCCAGUAUAUUUUGAUUUCAAUGCUCGAAUGGACGCGGAUUCAUUGCUAUCGAUUAUAAACAAGCUACACAAAAAAGGCUAUCCCGUUGUUGCUAUUGUUUCUGAUUUGAGCGCUGGAAAUCAAAGAUUAUGGGUUGAGCUUGGCAUAUCGGAGACAAAGACCUGGUUUAGCCAUCCAGCGGAUGAAGACUUGAAAAUAUUUGUUUUUUCGGAUACUCCACAGCUGGUAAAGUUGAUCCAUAACCACUAUGUCCACUCCGGAUUAGUCAUCAACGGAAACAGAUUGACUAAGACGACAGUCCAGCAGACAAUUAGCCACUGUGCUAAAUCAGAUGUGUCAAUAUUAUUCAAGAUUACCGAUAGUCAUAUCAAUAUUAGUUCGCUGGCCAAACAGAAGGUCAAAUUGGCAAAAAAACUGUUCUCUAAUACAACCGCCAGCGCCAUUAGACAAUGCUAUGCAUUGGGUUAUGAAGUAGAGAACGCAUGCGAAACCGCUGAUCUCUUUAAAAUCUUCAAUGAUUGGUUUGACGUGUUCAAUUCGAAAUUAUCAAUAGCAAAUUCCAUCGAAGUUCAACGAAGCAUUUUGGCUAAAAUGUCUGAAAUUAUGCGCACGGAGAUAGUUGGAAAAAAACAUAAGCUUCCCUUCCAAAAAGGCAUAUUAGUUAACAAUGCAUCCCUUCCUGGCUUGCAUGGAUAUUUGUCGGAGAAGUACGAGAUUCGUUAUAUCUUAACAAGCCGUCUUAACCAACACAUUGUCGAGAAUUUUUUUGGCGCCAUGUGGUCUAAAGGUGAACAGAUUGACCAUCCGACUCCACUUCAAUUUAAGUAUAGGUUAAGAAAAUAUAUAACAGGUAUGACAAAAUUAAACUCUAUUAAGUAAUAAUUGAUUUUAACAAUACUAAUUGUCAAAUGUUUAGCUCUAUGUUUUAGCCAGAAAUGUUCUGAUCGUGAUUGUUUGUAGAUUUGUUUUGUGUUCUGUAUUUUGUGUUUUGUUUUGUGAUUUAGUAUGUUUUGUUUUUUAUUAUUAUCAUUUUUUAAUAAUCUUUAUUUUUAUUCAGCCAAGAAUACUGAAUUAGCAUAACAAAAUAUGUUAAACAAAAAUUGUUAAUGGCUUCCGAAACAGCUAAAAUUAAUUUUGAUAUAAAAACGUUUUUUUUUAAGAUUAGAGUUUAUGUUAGAAUUAAGAGCCUUAACAACAGAAUAUCUAUCCAAAAAAACAACGUUUAAUUUCAAAUUCAAAAU
Drosophila obscura is the source of this 5072-nucleotide messenger RNA. RefSeq names its product formin-like protein 20. The coding region runs from base 194 to 2590 and encodes 798 amino acids. The transcript is spliced from 5 exons. Lineage: Eukaryota; Metazoa; Arthropoda; Insecta; Diptera; Drosophilidae. The record is from RefSeq and is a predicted model, not a curated record.